AUGAUUGGAACCCACUUCAUUUUGACCAAGAACUUUCCAGAAAAGUCGGAUUCGAGGAUUUUCUUGUCCAUGGAAUGCUUGUGUCUUCCAUGUUUCCCCACAUUAUCCUUUCCCAUUUCCCUGGAGCAGUAUAUGUCUCAAACUCUGCAUUUCCGGUCACCAGUUUACAUAGGGGAUGAAAUUCUCGGUUUGGUACAAGUAGGGAUGUUAAGUUGGGAAGAUGCUAUUGAAGAUAGGACCAGCAAUAUUUGA
Eruca vesicaria subsp. sativa (arugula) is the source of this 252-nucleotide messenger RNA. The record is from the annotation of a GenBank genome assembly. NCBI's taxonomy places the organism in Eukaryota, Viridiplantae, Streptophyta, Magnoliopsida, Brassicales, Brassicaceae.